AGUCCAGCUUUCUCGCUUGUCCAUGUGACUUGGUGUGUGUCUGUAUUUUGUCUCCACUUCAGUAUGGCGUGCACUAAAACUGAAAAGAUCCAGUUAUACGUCCCUAAUCUCGAGGAAUUAUGUCAAGUGUUGGAAAAAGGACUGAAGAAGAACUUUGAAGAUGUAAAAGUGUGUGUGAGUGAGUGUCCAGAUCUCACACAGGAUCCCUUCAACUUUCCUGUCAAAGGACUAUGUGGUAAUCCUCGCAUUACAGAUGUAGGUGGUGUCCCAUACUUGGUCCCACUGGUUCGAGUGGACAAGGUGUAUAACAUGAACACCAUUGCCAAGGAGUUGGAGCUGCCUGGUGCAUUUGUUCUUGGUGCUGGUGCUGUGUCAUCAAAGACUGUUGGAAUGAACGCAGAGCUGAUGCCUCUGGUGUUGACGGAGCAUGAAGGCAAACCUGCUGUCAAUGGCAGCUAUUUCGCCUCUAUCAACCCAGCAGAUGGGAAAUGCCUGCAGGAGAAAUACAGCGACAGAUUCUGCGACUGUGAUUUUGGUCUUCUAGCGAACCUGUAUGCAUGUGAGGGUCUGUCUGGGAAGGUCAUGGAGGUCAGAGUCAGCAGGAGGACAGGAGAGGACAGUCUGGUAAGCAGUAUGAGGAAGACUAUGGAGGAACACUAUGGUGAUAAAAGCAUUGCACUUGGUGGGACUUUCAUCCUCCAAAAAGGAAAGGCCAAGAUCCACAUCAUGCCACGAGAGUUUUCCUCAUGCCCACUAAAUACUAAUGAAGAAGUAAACAACUGGCUAAAACAUUUUGAAGUCAGCGCUCCUCUCAUCUGCCAGUCAGUAAUGGUGUCCAAAGAUCCAGGUUUGGAUCUGAGAGUGGAACAUACCCAUGGCUUCAGUCAUCAUGGUGAAGGAGGUCAUUACUACAUAGACACCACACCAAGCACAGUGGAAUACCUGGGAUACUUUCUACCUGCAGAAUUUGUUUAUCGAAUUGACCGACCAGUGGUGACCCACAAUGUUGGCAGAGACUAAAUUUGAUGUGAAUUAUUGUUCUUAUGUAAGACCUGACACAAAAGAAUGCAAACAAAGUACAAAACUUUGUUCGGUCUCUCAUCUGUAUGCUAGCCAACAUUUGAAAGAUGUGGAAUAAAUGUCAGUCAUUCAUAGGAAA
This is a messenger RNA of Tachysurus vachellii, 1159 nucleotides long. RefSeq names its product chromosome 26 C11orf54 homolog (gene bkgd). The record is from RefSeq and is a predicted model, not a curated record. NCBI's taxonomy places the organism in Eukaryota, Metazoa, Chordata, Actinopteri, Siluriformes, Bagridae. Gene Ontology annotation, cellular component: nucleus. The transcript has 8 exons. The coding region runs from base 64 to 1020 and encodes 318 amino acids. Gene Ontology annotation, molecular function: zinc ion binding; hydrolase activity, acting on ester bonds.